Messenger RNA from Microtus oregoni (creeping vole), 2261 nucleotides. RefSeq names its product mesothelin-like protein. Bases 1 to 2097 code for a protein of 698 amino acids. The transcript is spliced from 15 exons. Gene Ontology annotation, biological process: cell-matrix adhesion. Lineage: Eukaryota; Metazoa; Chordata; Mammalia; Rodentia; Cricetidae. Gene Ontology annotation, cellular component: cell surface. The record is from RefSeq and is a predicted model, not a curated record.
AUGAUCGGAAGCCUCCGGCAGUCAGCCUUGGGCUCCAGAGUGGGUGCCCUGGCGAGUCCGGGUCUUGCCCUCCUCCUGUCCCUCACUGCCCACUGCUCUGGUCUGCAGACUAAGGGCUUCCCCAAGGGAGGGCUGAAUACUAGUGAAGCCAACACAUGGGUCAGGGAUAACACCUCCCUCCUGCAGAACUUUUGGUGCUUGCCAGCCAGCGAGCUGCCCAGGGAAGAGCUCUCCACUCUAAUAAGAAGCCUGGCUUCGCAGAGGGUCCCACUCAAAGCCUGGCAGCUCAGCUGCUUGGCCAACCUCGCUGCCCGGCAAGGCCUCCAGGAAGACUUCGUGUUCCACCCACCCAACCUCCUACUUUUCUACAAUCUGAGCCAGGUGAGGGGAGCCAACUGCCGGGCCUUCAUUCACCAUGCUGCCCAAGGGGACACAGAACUACUGACCAACUUGCCCAACCAGAGAGUUGCCCUACAGCACACAGCCUUGGCCUGUCUGGGGAGACCCCACCUGCAGCUCAGUGCCUCAGACCUGGGGCUUCUCGGAGUCCUGGUAUGUGACAUGGAGGCACCCCAAAUCAUGACUGCAGACCCCCGUGUGCUGAAGAACCUGCUUCGAUGCCCGAGGCUAACCGUCAUGCAGACUGUAGCCCUCAACGCCCUGCUGGCCAGUGGGAAGACACAAAUUGGGCCGCCUGGAUCCUGGAACCUGGAGGGGCUGCAGGCGCUGGGACCUCUGGCCACCUACAUCAGCCCCCAGUUGUGGGAGAAGGUGCAGGAGGCUGUAGGCUUGGACUUCUUCCGCAGUGUGGUGGCUGCUUACCGGGCAGGCCAGCUGAGCAGGCACGAUGCCAGGCGCUUCGUCACCAACUUCCUGGAGUCCAAGGCCAACUCGGUGUCCUCAAGGCUCAAGCGGCGCACAGGUCACUCCUGUGUCCGUGGCAACAUCACGGCAGCCACCCUGCAUGAUGACCUCUUCCUGGUGCACUAUGACUGCACCCAGCUGGAGUCCUGCCUGGGGACACGUGUGCUCAGGGCCAACCUGGACCCCUUACUGCAACACCCACUGCCCGCAGAGUGCCAGCGUGUUGUCAAAGCCAAGCUCGCUCAGAUCUACCCGCAUGGCAUCCCCGAGGACCAGCUGCACCUCAUCGCCUCGCUGGUCUACCUCUACUCCCUCGCUGAGAUAGGCCAGUGGAACAUCACAUCUGGAGACACGGUGAUGGUCCUGCUGGCCUCGGACGCAGCUCUGGAGAACCAGACAGAGGCAGUUCUACAGAAGUUCUUGGACCACAAUGGCAAGCUUACUGGCGCUCUUCUGGUGGCCAUCGGGGGCUCCCGUCUCUGCUGGAUGAGCCUCAAGCAAAUCCAGAUCAUCCAGCCCUCAGAGUUCCGGCUGGCCGGGGCUCCGGACAUCUCUCCCUGCCCUCAGAGUCGGAAGGAUGUGCUCUUUGCCAAGGCUCACGAGGUCUUUAGGAACGCCAGCACUGUGGGAGAAUACUACUACUUAAUACGCCCCUACCUCGGUGGUGCCCCCUUGAAGGAACUUCAGUACCUGGCCCAGGCCAACAUCUCCAUGGACAUUGAUACAUUCAUCAACCUCAAUCCCUUUAUGUUGAAGAACCUGAGUGUGGACAAUGUGAGAAACCUGCUGGGUCAGAAUGUGGGGGACCUGCAGAAGGCCCGCAGCCAUCCAAGCGUCAUCCUGUGGAUGCACAGCCAGAACAUGUCAGACCUGUCUGAGAUGGGCCUGGACACCAGUACCCUGGCCUACGGGAUCAGCAGGCCCCCCGCCAACACUGCCUACCCGCCAUCCAACUUGAUCCAUACCUUGAAUCGGCCAGGGAAUGAUGGUGUUGCCCCCACCUCAGGAUGCCCUCUAGUUCACCUGGGGUACCUGUCACUCACUGUGGCUCUGCCUUCCAGCCUCUUGUGGCUGCUGCUGUGCCAGGCACCUUCGGGACCAAUAGGCACUGCUCCCAGGACACUAGGACCCUGGACACUGCCACUGGUGCUGACCCCGAGCGGUCGGACCCCUGAACAUCAGAUACAGAAGCAGCAGAGCUGCCAGAUGGAACAAGACACCCACCUAGGCUGAAGUCUAUAUCCCAGGUCUCAGGGAACCUGCUCUGUUCCCCAUCCUAGGAGACCGGCUCUGGCACACACCUCAGCUCCCAGGACCUGGGCCCAGAAGGAGCUAGAACCUGCCCACCCACAAGAACAGGCUGAUAGGAGGAGAUGAGGGUCCAGAUCUUCUGGCCU